This is a messenger RNA of Zygotorulaspora mrakii, 381 nucleotides long. RefSeq names its product RidA family protein. Bases 1 to 381 code for a protein of 126 amino acids. The record is from RefSeq and is a predicted model, not a curated record. NCBI's taxonomy places the organism in Eukaryota, Fungi, Ascomycota, Saccharomycetes, Saccharomycetales, Saccharomycetaceae. Gene Ontology annotation, molecular function: deaminase activity. Gene Ontology annotation, cellular component: cytosol. The transcript has a single exon.
AUGGUUGCUGUGAAGGUUUCUUGGGAAUCAGUAGAAGGUAAGGAGCAUCCUGUUUUGUCUCCGGCCUUCGUAAGUAACGGUCAUGUUUUCACUUCAGGAAUCAUUGGAAGUAAUUAUGCGACAGGGAUAACCUCAGAAAACAUUGAAGAUCAGACUCAUCUAGCCAUACAGAACCUUGAGAGAGUCCUGAAAGCAGCAGGUUCCUCGCUGGGCAAAGUUUUCAAGGUCACAAUGUUCAUUUCUCACGCUGAGUACUCCCAGACAGUCAACAAAAUUUAUGGCCAAUAUUUCCCACAGAAACCAGCACGUAGUUGUGUUGUUGUCGCAUUCAUGGAUGCGGCCAUCAAGUACGAGCUGGAGGCCGUGGCAACUCUGGACUAG